UCUGAAAUUAUAUCCGCUCGUCAGUGAUCUAUCAAGUUUCAUUUCAAUUUCAGUUCAGCGUUAAACACCUAAUGUGAAACACCUCGAAACGAUCUUCCUCUCGCUGUUAUCAAUAUCAAAAUAUCUAUACACAAUCAAAUCAAACAAAAUAAAAAUAUAAAAAGAAAAAAAAAAGAAAAAACAAAAAAUGAGUAAAAUAAGUGUGUGGGAGCAAAACGAAGAAAUUAACUACUUUCGUGAAUAUUUAAGAAUUCCAAGUGUUCAUCCAAAUAUAAAUUAUGCACCCUGUAUUGAAUUUUUGAAAAGACAAGCUGCCGAUCUGAAUCUUCCUCUAAAAAUAUACUACCCAGUAAAUCCAGAAAAUCCUGUUGUAGCAAUAACAUGGACCGGAACUCAACCCGAUUUACCAGCUGUUGUUUUAAAUUCACACAUGGAUGUUGUGCCUGUGUUCGAAGAAAAUUGGACACAUCCUCCAUUUGGGGCGGAAAUGGAUGAAGAAGGUAGAAUUUUCGCCCGAGGCACACAAGAUAUGAAAUGUGUGGGAAUGCAAUAUUUGUCAGCAAUCCGGGCUCUAAAAAAAGAAGGCAAAUCCUUCAAACGUACAAUUCAUCUUACUUUUGUUGCAGAUGAGGAAUUAGGUGGAGGCCGUGGCAUGAAACCGUUUGUUCUAACUGACGAUUUCAAAAAUUUGAAUGUUGGCUUUUCUCUAGAUGAAGGCAUUGCAGCUCCUGGUGAAGUUUAUCCAGUUUUCUAUGCAGAGCGCGCUAUUUGGAGAAUUUUCUUCAAAAUAAGUGGAACUACUGGACAUGGAUCACUAUUGCACAAAUAUACAGCUGGAGAAAAACUUCAAUAUUUGGUUAACAAAAUGAUGGGACUUCGAGCACAGGAAGUGUUGCGUUUGGAGAAGAACCCAAACCUUAAAGUUGGUGAUGUAACAACAGUAAAUUUAACUCGUAUCAGUGGAGGUGUUCAAACAAAUGUUGUUCCAGCACUAUUAACAAUUGGUUUUGAUGUUCGUCUUGCCAUUAAUGUGGAUCAUGUUGUUUUUGAAAAUCAAUUACUUCAAUGGUGUGAAGAGGCGGGUGGUGGCAUCACAAUUGAAUAUGAAACAAAGAGACCCUUUGUUGAACCAACAAAAACUGACGACAGUAACCCGUAUUGGAAGGCAUUUAAAAGUGCUAUUGACGAGCUCGACCUUAAAAUUGAACUUGAGGUUUUCCCCGGAGGAACGGAUAGCCGAUAUAUUCGACAGGUGGGCAUUCCAGCUUUAGGAUUUUCUCCAAUGAAUCAUACACCAGUGCUCCUUCACGACAACGAUGAGUUCCUCAAAGCGGAUACUUACCUCAGAGGUGUGGAAAUCUAUAAAACAAUCAUUCCAAAACUAGCAAAUGUUUAAGAAAGAAACUAAACCAUUAAUAAAAUCAACACAAUGCGUUAUUGUUUUGUAAUUAAAAAAUCGUUUCUUUCGGUAUAUUUUCUGUUUUUUU
Messenger RNA from Episyrphus balteatus (marmalade hoverfly), 1487 nucleotides. RefSeq names its product aminoacylase-1-like. Bases 188 to 1396 code for a protein of 402 amino acids. Gene Ontology annotation, molecular function: aminoacylase activity. Gene Ontology annotation, cellular component: cytoplasm. NCBI's taxonomy places the organism in Eukaryota, Metazoa, Arthropoda, Insecta, Diptera, Syrphidae. Gene Ontology annotation, biological process: amino acid metabolic process. The record is from RefSeq and is a predicted model, not a curated record. The transcript has 7 exons.